Messenger RNA from Protopolystoma xenopodis, 222 nucleotides. NCBI's taxonomy places the organism in Eukaryota, Metazoa, Platyhelminthes, Monogenea, Polystomatidea, Polystomatidae. The record is from the annotation of a GenBank genome assembly.
AAUCUCGAGUACUUUGGAGUGGUGCGCUUUUUCUUUCGGCCUGAUGAACAUGAUCGGUUCCAGAGCAAGUGCAUUCGCAUAUCCAACACGGCAACCGCCCGCAGCCUUGUGAAUGUGUUGGUCGAGAAGUUCCAUCCUGACCUCAACGUGCUCACAACGGGACGUUACGCACUCUACGAGUAUCACCAGGCCAGCGGAGGUAAGCUGGACUUUGAUACUUAA